This is a messenger RNA of Oncorhynchus mykiss (rainbow trout), 4007 nucleotides long. It is a transcript of the gene crbn, whose product is annotated as cereblon. Gene Ontology annotation, biological process: protein ubiquitination. Gene Ontology annotation, cellular component: Cul4A-RING E3 ubiquitin ligase complex. The record is from RefSeq and is a predicted model, not a curated record. Lineage: Eukaryota; Metazoa; Chordata; Actinopteri; Salmoniformes; Salmonidae.
UGGUAUAUUGACCAUAUACCACAAACCCCCGAGGUGCCUUCUUAUUGCUAUUUUAAACUGGUUACCAACGUAAUUCGAGCAGUGCAAAUAAAUGUUGUGGUAUACUGUCUGAUAUACCAUCGACUGUCAGCCAAUCAGCAUUCAGGGCUCGAACCACCCAGUUUAUAAAUGACCAUUAAUAUAUUACCAUAAGUAUGUAUAUAUUCCUGCUACCAGUCACGUUUCAGCCUGGUUUACAUGUGUAUUCCACUACCAGUCACUUUUUAUUUAUAAAUCCACCUCAACCGCUCCAGUACCCCUUAACAUUUAGUAAGGUACUGGCAGUAACCUGUAUGUACUUGCAUUCUCGUGUUUCUAACUCACAUUGUAGUUUUUGUGUGGUUGACAUUUUUUAUAUUGUUGGGAAAGAGCUAUCAAGGUACAGUUUUACACCUGCUGUGUCCUGUGCACGUGGCGAAUAAACUUUGAAACUUGAAAAUAAUAAUUCCAUUUACCCCAAAUGUAUAAUUAAUUUGAGAACCGGAAUACAAGACUAGCUCCUUCCACUGAGGGACGAUAGUGAGUCGUUUUCGACGCAUAUCCUGCGAUAAGACACCACUGAGAAAGAAGAGUCAAAACCAUUUUUUUUUUUACAAGUCUGGUGUAAACAGAAGGAUAUGGCCGACGAGAGGGGUGCAGGCGACAACAAUAUCAACGACAACAUGGGCAACCAACUACAACUCUUACCCGAAAAUGAAGAGGAAGAGGAGAAUGAGAUGGAGACUGAGGACCGUGACAGUGAGGAUGCAGAAAAACCAAACAUAAACUUUGACCCCAGUCUUCCAACUUCACAUGCUUACCUUGGCUCAGACAUGGAGGAGUUUCAUGGGCGCACAGUGCACGAUGACGACAGCUGCCAGACCAUCCCAGUGCUGCCGUUCACAGCUGUCAUGCUGAUCCCAGGACAGACCCUGCCGCUGCAGCUCUUCAGACCGCAGGAGGUCAGCAUGAUGCGAAGCAUUAUCCAGAGAGACCGCACCUUUGCUGUUCUUGCACACAGUGAAACAGGCGAGGUGCAGGCAGAGUUUGGGACGACGGCUGAGAUCUAUGCUUACCGGGAGGAGCAGGAGUACGGCAUUGAGACAGUCAAAGUGAAGGCAGUCGGGCGGCAGCGGUUCAAGGUCCAUGAGAUCAGAACCCAAGCAGAUGGAAUCAGACAGGCCAAGGUGCAGAUCCUCCCCGAGCGGAUCCUUCCAGACCCCCUGACUGCAGUGCAGCUCACGCCCCUGUCCCGCCUCCACAUGCACCCCUCCUCCAGACCCCCUGCCCAGAGCUGCAAACAGGCCCAGCGCUGGUGGGCCACCUACCGCCAGAGGAAGUUCCACUGUGCCAACAUGACCUCGUGGCCUCCCUGGGUCUACGCCCUCUAUGACUCUGAGACUCUGAUGAAGAGAGUGAAGAGACAGCUCCAUGAGUGGGACGAGAACCUCAAGGAUGAUUCCCUCCCCACAAACGCUAUAGAUUUCUCCUAUAGAGUGGCAGCCUGUCUGCCCAUAGAUGAUGCCCUUCGGCUCCAGCUGUUGAAGAUUGGCAGUGCCAUCCAGAGGCUGCGCUGUGAGCUGGACAUCAUGGCCCGGUGCACCUCGCUGUGUUGCAAGCAGUGCCAAGAUACAGAGAUCACCACCAAGAACGAGAUCUUCAGCCUGUCUCUGUACGGCCCCAUGGCAGCCUACGUCAACCCCCACGGCUACGUCCAUGAGACCCUGACCGUCUACAAAGCCAGCAACCUCAACCUGGUCGGUAGGCCGUCCACGCUCCACAGCUGGUUUCCAGGGUAUGCCUGGACGAUUGCUCAGUGUCGUACCUGUGCUUCACACAUGGGUUGGAAGUUCACAGCCACCAAGAAAGACUUGUCCCCUCCUCGUUUCUGGGGCUUGACCCGCUCGGCCAUGCUGCCCCGCAUCCCCCAGACUGAGGGUGAGGAGGGGGAUGAGGGCUCCCGCCUGCUCUGCCUGUGACAACAUGGGGAACUCCCCUCCCCACCCCCCAUGUCCCCAAUGGCUCUUCGAUCGCCCCACCCUGUCCACUGGGCAAGGGUCUCUAUUUUAGUAAUCCAUGUCCCGCCCAACCCCUGACAGCCAUUGCAGCACAUUCAUCAUAUUAGUAUAAAGGUCAUCCUGCUUUAAAAUGGCAUUUUCUAACAUAGAGGGGGGGGCAAGGAGGAGGUGGGAGGGGUGUUUUGUUCCUGACUGCAGAGACACUGCUGAUGGAAUGCGUUGCACAUCGACAGAUAGAUGUGGGGAAUGGAGCAAGAGAUUAGUUCUGCAACACAGCAUAUCUUCCCCAUAGCAUGCUACUCUUGACCUGUCUGUAUGGCUGUCUACUGUGGUCUGUCUAUCCAGCUUCUAUGCUAUUUGCCACAGACACGGCACGCACCAGUGCAUUGCCACUUGCUCUUAAACAUAGUGGGUGUGACUUUGCAUGCGGUAUCCAGCUAGGUGUAUAUAGGCUUAUAGACAGCCAUCAAGAGGACCUUCAGUACCCAUCAUCUAUCUCUAAACAAACCAAUCAAUAGAAAGCCACUUGUGAUUCAGGUCCACUGUUUGUCCUUGAUGUGUUUCUCAGAGAAGCUCAGUUCAGCUGGAUCGGUCAUAGAGAGUUAAACCAUGUCAAAUCCACGGUUUAGACGGUGUACGUACAUAUGAAAGUAUACUGCUUUUACAAGGAUGUAUCAUGCCUUUGUUUCAUAUGCCCGUUGAAUGCAUAUGAUGGAGGAAUUCGGAACAUGAACAAUGUAAGGAAGCUAUUGCUUUAUUUUGAAAUGCGUGGAAAUAUAUUAUUUGAUUGGUUUUCAUAUUUUCACGUUGUCUAAAAUGUACACUAUAUGUAAUACACAUGUAGAGAUAGAGGUUUCUAUUUUGAAACAGGUGGAGGCCCAUUGAACUGCAAGACACUGUUCCUCUGAAGACAAGGAGUACCUCUGGUUAGUGAAGACUAGAGUUGGUUUGAUGCCUGGUGUAAUAUAGACUUGGAUAGCAGGGGACAAGGCAGUGGAGCCAGAGAUACUAGAAUUUCAGUCUUUCGCCAUGGUUCUAUAUGUGAUGUUGCUGCACUAAGGGCAUGGCUGGAUGGUGUGCCUAUGGUCCAAAUCAAUGUCUAAUGAGCCACACAAUUAAAUGGGACAUUGUGUUAAUUAACCUGUAUUGGUUGAAAAUGGCAACAUUAUAUCAAAUGUUACUUACAUAACUAUAUUUUUGUUUAGAUCAAUGUAUUUGUUUUAAAUUAAGAAUUGUAUUCCUUGCUGAUGUACAAGGUUAUUUUGGCUCAUGUUUGUAAGUAACCAAUAAGAAUCAAUGUAGCAAUUCUGGUCUGAUAUAGCUGAUUUAUCUAUGUAGAACCUCAACACUCUUGCCCCUCCCAUUGCCGUGUAUUUCCAUUUUAGAACAUGUAAUAUAUGAUUGAUUUGUUCAGAUCGAUUAUCAACAUUUGAGUAAAGUAAUUCCACGCAAUAAGAAAUGUUCUACAAUACGAUUGAGAUUGUCUUUUUUGUUUUUUUCCCUUUGAGUUUUGUUAAGAUUUUUUUUUUAAAGUGUUUGUAUGUGAUGUCCCAGUUGGUAAACCUUAAAGGUCCAAUGCAGCCAUUUUUAUAUCAAAACAUUAUGACCAGGAAUGUGACUUUCCCAAAGCGCACCCUUUGUUGGCACCUCCCAGGGCAUUAGAACUGAUUCUAGAGGCUGACCCAAAACAAUGCUGCCGGAGGAGAGGGUGCCGGAGCGGUCUUCUAGUGAGGCUUCAGAUGCGCGCACACCACCCACCACUUCCGAGUAUAUUACUCGCUAAUGUUCAGUCCCUAGUUAACGAAGUCAACAAAAUCAGGUCGAGUUUCUUUCCAAAGAGAUAUCCCGGAUUGUAACAGUCUGUUUCACGGAAACAUGGCUAACUUGGGACAUGCUGUCGGAGUCAGUACAGCCAACGGGAUUUUCAGUGCAUCGUGCCAAUAGGAAUAAACAUCUCUCUGGUAAAAAGAA